AUGGCCAAUCUCGCGCCCCCGUUGGCAUCCCGUUCCGCCUCGGCGGCCUUCAGCUUCCCGUCCUCAACGAACACAUCUCCCGACGGCUCAGAUGGCCCGGAUGACGACGAUGCUCCCCUCCCCUUCCCGGCCGCCCUCCCGCGGUCCGACUUCCUUGCCUCCGAUUUCCAACCGGCAGCCUACCUCUCCGCUUUGUCACACCGCCACCAAACACUAGAAGAUCUGCGCUCCGACCUCCGGGAACGCAGCGCUGCCAUCAGCUCUGAGCUGCUGGAGCUUGUCAAUUCAAACUAUACUGCCUUCCUAUCACUGGGGAACGACCUCCGGGGAGGCGAUGACAAGGUGGAGGAUGUCAAGGUCGCCUUGCUCGGCUUCCGUAGAGCUGUGGAAGAGGUCAAGGAAAAGGUAACACAGCGGAAAGAGCAGACUGCCGCCCUCAAUGAUGAGCUGAAGGAUGUCCGGGCGGAUAUAGAGACGGGGCGGGAGCUGCUCGAGCUAUCCGACCGUCUGUCCACUUUGGAAGAAAGGCUUGCCCUCGACAGCCUCCCUUCAGAAGCGCCAAAACAGAACCAGAUGUGGGAUUCCGACAUCGAAAGUAGCGAGGAUGAGGUAGAUGAAGACGGGCAUUCCCAUGCGGUGGGCUUGGUAGCAAGCUCUCCGGCGAAGCUCACAAUAUCUGCUCAUCAGUGCAGGUACAUUAUGGACAUGGUGGAAACAUUAGAUCAGGACCACCCAUUCGUGGUCAAGGCAGAGGAACGACUGAACAGAUGCCGGAAUACGUUGCUGCUAGACCUUGGAAACGCGCUAAAGGAAGCCAGAGCUGCAGGGCCCAAAGGCAAAGGCAGAAUAUUGAGAUACUUGGGGGUGUAUCGAAUUAUCGAUGCACAAAACGAAGCAGUCAAGUCGCUUCGAAAAUCAUAA
This is a messenger RNA of Clonostachys rhizophaga, 921 nucleotides long. Lineage: Eukaryota; Fungi; Ascomycota; Sordariomycetes; Hypocreales; Bionectriaceae. The record is from the annotation of a GenBank genome assembly.